UCCCCUCUCGCUGAGUGCCAGCAUAUAAAAGCAGCGGGGGGCCCAGUGCACGCUCACACAGAGCGCCAGUCGCAGCCCAGAGGCUACUCCUUCACGCACACACUGCCACAGUCGUCAUGUCGGCCGGAGGAGAGAAAUCCAAGUCUGCUUCCCAGACUGACGGGAAGGCGGCUCAGACCAAGAUGUCUGACAUCGGCAUGAUGUCCUACAGGAUGUGGGUGUUCAACCAGGAGAACUUCCAGGGCCGCUGCAUCGAGAUCACCAGCGAGUGCGUGAACGUGUGCGACAUGGGGAUGGAUAAGGUGCGCUCCCUGCGCGUUGAGUGUGGACCCUUUGUGGGUUUUGAGCAGAUGAACUUCUGUGGGGAGAUGUUCAUCCUGGAGAAGGGCGAGUACCCGCGCUGGGACUCCUGGAGCAACUGCCAGAGAAACGACUACCUGCUGUCCUUCAGGCCCGUCCGCAUGGACCCUGAGAAGCACAAGAUCUGCCUGUAUGAGGUCGGAGAGUACAAGGGUCGCAAGAUGGAGAUCAUGGACGACGACGUCCCCAGCCUGUUUUCUUACGGGUUCACGGACAGAGUGGGCAGCAUCUGUGUCAGCUGUGGAACCUGGGUGGGCUACCAGUUCCCCGGCUACCGCGGCAGCCAGUACCUGCUGGAGAAGGGCGACUACAGGCACUUCAACGAGUUCGGCGCCCGCUGUCCCCAGAUGCAGUCCAUCAGGCGCAUCCGCGACAUGCAGUGGCACCCGCACGGCUGCUACACCACGUCGUCCAAGUGAAGCGCGGCGAGGGCGAGGAAGAGAGGCUUCGGAGGGGAGCCGGAGGCCAGGUGUGGGCGAGGAGAUGGAGAGAGCAGCGGAGGAGAGAGGGCAAAGAAGGAGAGGAGGAGGGAGAGGGUGUAAUGGUUUCCCCAAAUCACCAGGAUGAUGGGAUGGAGGGGAAGUGAAGGGCUAUUUAUAGCUGUUGGAACAUGGUGAUCUAGUGACCAAUGAAAGGUUAUUCAAAGAGGAAUUACCCCGGGACCAUAUCCCAUAAUAAAUGCUUUCUCUACUUUAAUUCUCUCUCUUAGCAUCUCAGUUUGUCAGCUCCCUGCCCGCCACUUUCCUCUCCCCUCCCCUGCCUCCCCCUCUCACCCUCACACACCUCUUUUUCACAUCCCACCCGACCCAGAGCUCCACCGAGGGGGGCACCACUAUGGGUUUGUGUGUGUUUCUGUGGCGAGCCAAAGCGGGACGACGGUCUGUCCCCUCAGAUCCUGAAGCUGCUUUGACCUUGAACCAAAUAAAGCAUCUCACAUCCUG
This is a messenger RNA of Betta splendens (Siamese fighting fish), 1301 nucleotides long. It is a transcript of the gene crybb1l2, whose product is annotated as crystallin, beta B1, like 2. Gene Ontology annotation, biological process: visual perception; lens development in camera-type eye. The transcript is spliced from 6 exons. The record is from RefSeq and is a predicted model, not a curated record. Lineage: Eukaryota; Metazoa; Chordata; Actinopteri; Anabantiformes; Osphronemidae. Bases 117 to 779 code for a protein of 220 amino acids. Gene Ontology annotation, molecular function: structural constituent of eye lens.